AGAAAAUACUGGAGCCCCGUUAAAAGUUCAAUGACGACUGGAGUUUGUUGUUGAUGCUCUGUUCUCAAUCUCCUCAUCUCUGCGUCCACUCCGACAUGCUGCGACCUGCUGCUCGCGCGCUCCUGCGCUUCCGCCCACCACUCCGUCCCCUCGCCCUCUCUAACUCUGCACCACCGCUGCCCUCGUACAUCUCAUCUACCCAUGCUCUCCCCGCUCUCCUCUUCAGGCGACACCAGUCCACGUCAACAGAAACCGAGCCAACGCCGACAGAAUCGACGUCCGCGGUCACAGACUCUGACCUUGUACCAGCCUCUAUCUAUGCGCACGCACCAGAUCCCAAGCGAGCCACGUCCGCCGCGGUGCGCGAGCAGCUCCGCCGCCUCGGCGAGAUGAUCGAGCGGACUGCCGCAACACAAAAGGGCAAGAAGGCCGUCGUAGGCGAGUAUCCCGACCAGAAGGAACUGCUCGAGUUCGUCCUCGACAAGAGCGUCCCCGCGUUCGUCCUCACUGUUCGGGGCAUAGAAUUGUUCCUCGAGAAAGAAGCCCCAGGACACCGCGAGUUCAUGACCGUACCCACUCCUCCAGAGACUCUGAUGGACCUGUUCCGCCUGCUGUCCGCGCAGCGGCUGACUGGCAACUCUUUGCGCGCGGCCGUCGCCCAGUUCCUCCUAUACCACGGCAUCAUAGGGAACGCCCGAGACUUCAAGAACCCUACCUACAUCGUGUUCAGCCGCCUGCUCAGUCGCAAGCUUAUGUGUGGCAUUGCGUACCCCUUGCUCUCGUCCGUUGAGUGGCAGACACCAGAGGUGAAGAAACUGAAAGAGCUAAAGAAGGCUGCCCCGAAGCCAGCAGCAAAGUCAGCAGCAAAGCCAGCUGCGAAACAGGCUACACCGCAGACCAAACCCACGACCGCAAGGACAAGUCCUCCGCCACCGGCAGGCUCUUUUCCAGAAGUCGAAGAAGAGCCUUUGCCUGAGCCGCGCGUUGUCGAGGAGCCAAAGAUAUUCAAGGUCGCGCUCGGCCAGGCCACACAGCCGCCGUUUGACCCAGUCUUCGAGGACGGCAAGUGGUACGCGUCGCGCAAGCUCGACGGUCUGCGCUGCAUUACAUAUCUUGACUUUGCCGUGCCGCGCUCGGGCGAGCCGUGGCUUGUCGACGUCCGCUUCCUCUCUCGAUCCGGGAAUGAGUUCGCAUCGCUCGAGAACCUCAAGAAGGACAUCUGGCGGAAUCUCCCCGGCUUCCCUGGCCUGAGGGAUCUCGUGCUCUUCGACAACUCGUCUCCCGAGAAGAACGGGCGGCGGCGUCUCGUUCUCGACGGAGAGGUGUGCGUCAUGCGACCCCUCACACCAGAAGAAGCCGCCAAGGUCGAUCACGGAACGGCGGGCCGGCUGUGGGAGGACGACGGGCUGACAGAGGACUUCCGCGCGACCGUUUCGCAAGUCAAGCGCAAGUACAGUGCCGUGCAGUAUCCCGCCUACUUCCUGUUCGACGUGCUGCACUGGUCAACCUUCGCUGGCGCGCCAGCAGUAGAGGAUGAGACUUUUGCGCAGCGACAGAAGCUCGUACAGGAGCUCGGGGCAUGGCUGUCGCGUUACCAGCAGAAGCGGGGCUUGGUCCGCGCGCUCCGGCAGGAGGAGAUUGUGAGCCGCGAGCAGCUGAAUGAAAUGGUUGAGCGCGCCGCGCGCGAGGGCUGGGAAGGACUCAUGCUGCGCAAGGACACGAAGUACAAGGCUUCGCGAAGCUCGAGCCUGCUCAAGUACAAGCAGUGGCAGGACGCCGAGUACGAGGUUGUGGACAUCGAGACGUCGACGCAGCGCCUCGCCGUGGACGGGAAGUUUGGCGAGUACGAGGCCCUCGCGGCCGCAAUCAUCGAGCAUGAGGGCCACCGCGUGGCGGUCGGCUCGGGGUGGACGGCGCUGCAGCGGCUGCGGUUCCGGCGCCCCGAGAACAUCGUCGGCAGCACAAUCACGGUCGAGUACUUUGGCGUGAGCGAGGUGCCUGGGCGCGAGGGCAAGAGCUUGCGGUUCCCCCGCGUCAAGGCGGUGUAUGACGGGCCAAGGGACGUUUAGCAUUGCAUGCAUGCUUCACCAGUU
Messenger RNA from Cutaneotrichosporon oleaginosum, 2093 nucleotides. RefSeq lists its product as uncharacterized. The record is from RefSeq and is a predicted model, not a curated record. Lineage: Eukaryota; Fungi; Basidiomycota; Tremellomycetes; Trichosporonales; Trichosporonaceae. Gene Ontology annotation, molecular function: ATP binding; DNA ligase (ATP) activity. Gene Ontology annotation, biological process: DNA repair; DNA recombination.